AUUGAUAAACACCGAGCAAGGCAUGCCUUGAUAAGCUUGCCGGUCAGAGGUUAAAUCCCUGGAGAUGACCAAGCUACUGGUGUCUAAAUUUCAAUAUUUAGAAACGGUCUAGUUUUGCUGUCAGUGAGAACUACUGCUUUCCUGCGAAGAGAAACACGUAGACGUAUGCAGUAGAUGGACUCGGUCAGUUUGAAGAAUUUGUCGACGGAGACGUUGAACUAGUCUUUCUUGAAGCCUAUAUAUCUGUGAUAUGACAUGAAUAUUUAAUACCUGAAAUAGCGGUUUACACUACGCUUGUGGCAAAUCAAACAAAUGGAACACGUACAUAGCUCACGACACCGCGUACUUCCAGCGUAAGGCUUAUAUAUUCAGAUCUUGGGGGAUCUUCGCACAAUUAACGCCGGAUUUACGCAAGCUACAACUUAGCGUCGAGGUUUUAAGUGGGAUCACAACAUAUGUCUCCAGACUACAAUGCGUAGUUAAUGGAAGAAUUGUUUUAAGGAGAGCGUGUACAAACACUUUUAGGUUAGAAUACACACGGGAUCGCGUAAGAGUGUUGAUAGAAGUUAGGCAAACACCAGGCGUAGCUGGCACGACGAGAUUCCAUCCGCAGAGCUCCGACACCGUAACUGGGACAUUUUGGAACCCGCAGCAGAGAAAAGUAAUUAGCCAGAACAGCAACCGUGGUCAAGGCUUUUUUGCAGUUGACAUCUUAAGACUUUUGUUUGUGCCUAAGCCGAGAGACAUGGGUUGUCCUCGUUGAUCAAGAGACAACUUUUGAUAAAUUGCGGAUUAGUUCAGGGGGAGAUAUUACAACUUAUCUGAGAAAAGUAUGCACAGUAAUGACAUGUUGACAAUGACAGAACAAACAGCUCUUCAUCGAGUAGGAACCAUCUUUGGGCAUCCGGGCCCUCAGGAUAUCUCAAUUAAUCCUAACCUCAAAGAUGCGGUCGUGUCUUCCACCACUAUGUCGUCUGCUAAUUUGUCAGCUGCUAGAGGUAGUGAUUUCGAUGAAAGCUUUGACGAAGAAGUAGACGAAGAGUUUACAGAUGAAGAAGAAGAAACAUUUUCGGAUGAAGAUCUGGAACGUGCAUUGAAUGCAACAGAACAAAAGAACAAUGACGCUACCCAAAAGCUUUUGAAUUUUGCUGAGAUGGUGAAUAAGGAUAUCCAAAAAUUCUUUGGACAAAAGAAAGACGUAGAGGAUGCUUGCGAUAUUUACCAAGAUAAAUGGACAUCCGGAAAAUCCGGCAGAGAGCUUUACUACGCAGAUUUACUCAAAAUAGCACAUGGGUACGAUUCCGAAGAUAACCCCAAGCCUUCCAAAAAAUCAAAACGUUCUUCAUCAAAUGACUUCGUUGAACUUCAGUCAUCCAAAGGUUCUGAGCAAGAAUUCACUGGCAAAAUGGACAAAAAGAUUGGUAUGGGACCUCUGAACGAGCUUUUUGAGUACGGAUUGCGGAAUUUCCUUACAGAUAAAAAUGUUCUAAAUUCUCAUGAAAAACUAAAACGCAUUAAAUUUGACGUCAAAAAAUUUGAACACGUUGUACCAAUGAAUGAUCGCCAGUUGCCAGAAUCAUUUUGGAAAGAACCGGGUUCAGUGCCUAAAAAUAAUAAUAAAACUGGAAAUGGAUUGUCAAACGGCCUUCUACCGGGCAGCAAAUUACCAGAUUUUGGUGAUCUAAUUGACAAUUGGAUGGGAGUAGAAGAUAGGGAAUGUGAGGCUGAAAAGUCAGAAAGAGACGAGCAAGAGCCAGUUAUAGGAUAAUAUUUACGAUAAGAUAAGUAUGAGGGCAGUACCAACGGAUUAUUUUUUUAUGUUAAUGCCAAAUUCAGCCUUAUUUUCUAUUAAAAUUUGGGACAUAUGAUAUUCUGCUUCUUAGAGGAUAGUUGACUACCUACUGGUAGCUUGUAUUGUAUCCUACUUAAGGGUCGCAUAUGAAAUUAAUUUAUCAAACUUUGUUUGUCUUUUUGUAAAGAUUUAUUUCGAAAAUCAUCCCGGCACUGGAAAUUUUGCCAUAAUCUUCCUAUUAUUCAGAUAGCCUAUGAUUUUGUUUUUUUUCUCUCAAAGGCAAAUCAUUUAAACAACUUAGAAAAAUAAUAUUCUCACGCGAAGUGAAUAUGUAAUAAGUGCAUGUAGCCGUUUACUCGGCUUAGGUCACUUGAAGGAAAAAGUCUACAUAUUCAAAGUGAAUUUUUGUAUUAGUACUAGUAUUUAGUACUAGAACAACUAUGCCGUCAAGAAAUUUGCUAUUUGAAUUAUUUCUACACAUGUCCCAUGCACGGUUCAUUCAUAUAAAUGUAUUCUAAAUAAAGUUGUUUGAAGAUAAUUUGCUCUUUAGAAAUUACGGAUAAUCGUGCCACAAAAGUGAUCUGAGCAAUUUGAAAGGAUGCACAUUUAUGUUUGGAUAUAGCAAAUAAUUAGUUUCAUAUCGCAAUAGAAUAAACUUUAAAAGGAAGUGGGUAUUGAGAGAGAGAGAGAGCGAGAGAGCACGAGAAUAUCAAUCUCCAAAAAUUGAAUAUAUACAUAUAAUAACUAGUUCCGAAACGAGAAAUUAAAACGAAUAAUUUAUCUUUUUAAAAAAGUAAUCUAGAGUGACUGCAUUGAUUUUUAAGUUAUAUACAUUCUACAUGUAGUUGAAAGCAGUCUCACAAAAUGCUGCUGCUUUUUGUGCUUUUAAGUAAUCUGGUAUUGCUACGUUUAUGAAAUGUG
This is a messenger RNA of Lingula anatina, 2713 nucleotides long. RefSeq names its product protein PERCC1-like. The record is from RefSeq and is a predicted model, not a curated record. Lineage: Eukaryota; Metazoa; Brachiopoda; Lingulata; Lingulida; Lingulidae.